AAAAAAAAAAAAAAAAAAAAAAAAAAAACCAGCGAUGGUUUUGGAUUACAGUUACCUAUUAAAAACGAAAAAUCGGGUUGAUUAUCAGAAUAUGUGGUUUGGCCUAUAAAAUUAUCUACGUUAAUGAAUAAAUUAUGAUAAUAUUAUCUGCGUCUGGGUCUUUUUCUCACGGCAAGACAUUUUAGACGGCAAUUGUCGUCGUCGUCGUCGUUAGCCGUCCGAAUACAGAAGGUCUCGCCAAUGGAGGGACACUUACUCUACCCCAAAAUUGAACUCCAUGACCUUCUACCCAAUUUCUGUUCACUUUCCCAGGUUUCUCAGGACCUGAAGAAACACACAGCGAACAGUAGUUUGAAUAAAACAGUUGAUUUUGUGCAAAAUGAACAGAGACAGCUGGAAAAACAAGAAAAUGAUGCAAUUCAAACCAGAAAGGGGGAUAAUGUUCCUCAACAUGUUAAUGAUGAUGUAUCUCAGAAAAAGAAUGAUCUUUUCUAUUAUGAUACAUCUCUUUCUGAAGAAACCGGAGUCUGGGUACCUGUCACUGCUCCUUCCAUGUUGGAAAGGGAGCAUCAAGAGCGGAAUGGGGGUUUCAACGUGAACGCUGAACACUUCCCUGAUGGAGACAUGGGAUGUAAUCAGUUUCUUGGAGAGAAUAAGGAGCUCACCAUGUGGGAUGUGGUCAAUGAGAUGUUAGUAGCAGCUCGUGGAAAAGUAAGUGCUAUUACUUCUGGUGAUGUUCAUAGAUCUAUGAUUCCUUGGAUAUCAAACCAGCUUCUAGAGCAAGCUUGGAAAGAUAUGGCUCAUACACUUGCAGUGGCAAAUUUUGGGAACAUCAAGGAAAUUCUUGAGGCAGAGCCACCAAAGUGGUUGGCAGAUAGUGCUGCUUCAGCUUGCAUGCUGUGUAAUGUCCGCUUUCAUCCUAUUAUGUGCUCUAGGCAUCACUGCCGCUUUUGUGGAGGAAUUUUUUGUAAUGAAUGCUCUAAGGGAAGGUGUUUGUUGCCUACAAAGUUCCGCACUGCAAAUCCGCAGCGUGUCUGUGAUGUAUGUUGUGUGCGUCUUGAGUCUGCCCAAACUCACUUAAUGGAUGAAGUGAGUUGUGCUGCUCAGUUGCCAACAAAGGAUUUGACGGACCUUAGUACUUUGAGAUCAUGGCUAAAUUUUCCAUGGGGCCAAUCCAUGGAAUAUGAAAUUUAUAAGGCCACAAAUACUAUUCAGAGUUAUAAUAAGGUUGGAUCUCUGAAACCUGAAAACUCGAUACCAGACGCCAUUUUAAAACAAGCAAAAGGCCUUGCUAUUCUCACUAUUGCAAAGGUUGGUGUUAUGGUGACCUAUAAAGUUGGGAUAGGACUAGUAGUUGCUCGUAGGGAAGAUGGAUCAUGGUCUCCACCAUCAGCCAUUUCUUCUUUUGGUGUUGGUUGGGGAGCUCAGGCUGGAGGCGAACUGACAGAUUUCAUUAUUGUGCUGAGAACUAAAGGUGCUGUAAAAACAUUCAGUGGAGAUGUGCACUUCUCUGUUGGAGCAGGUCUGAGUGCCGCUGCAGGCAUUAUUGGGCGGGCUGCUGAGGCUGAUGUACAUGCUGGGGUUGGUGGUUGUGCUGCUUGCUAUACAUACAGCUGUUCUAAAGGUGCAUUUAUUGGGUGCUCACUAGAAGGAAGUCUACUAUCGACCCGAUCACAAGAAAACUCCAGGUUUUAUGGUAGUCAAUCCAUCAAUGCAUAUGAUAUUCUUCUUGGUUCAUUGCCAAGGCCUCCUGCAGCUGCUAUUCUUUAUCAUGCUCUCUCAAACCUAUUUGGGAAGUUUGAGAGAUAAUUAGCUAAAUUCUUACUUGAAAAUAAUAAUAAUAAUAAUGUUUUUUCAUAAUAUUAUUGGCGGGUCGGUUGAUCAA
Molecule: messenger RNA, 1885 nt
Organism: Ziziphus jujuba (common jujube)
Lineage: Eukaryota; Viridiplantae; Streptophyta; Magnoliopsida; Rosales; Rhamnaceae
Exons: 5
Coding region: 241-1809 (522 amino acids)
Molecular function (GO): phosphatidylinositol binding; metal ion binding
Source: RefSeq, a predicted model, not a curated record